Colletes gigas is the source of this 1177-nucleotide messenger RNA. RefSeq names its product myosin light chain alkali (gene Mlc1). The coding region runs from base 135 to 593 and encodes 152 amino acids. The record is from RefSeq and is a predicted model, not a curated record. Gene Ontology annotation, cellular component: muscle myosin complex. Gene Ontology annotation, molecular function: calcium ion binding. The transcript is spliced from 6 exons. NCBI's taxonomy places the organism in Eukaryota, Metazoa, Arthropoda, Insecta, Hymenoptera, Colletidae.
CCUUGUUUAAUUCUCGUGUGUCCCGAUCAUCGCGCCAUCUACAGCAAUAAAAUGAAUAAAUUUGGUAACAACCGGUAGCACUUCUGGUCCACGCUUCGUUCAGUUAACACUCAGUCGCACAACUAUAGACUACAAUGGCAGACCUCAACUCUAGGGAAGUCGAAAAGGCAGAAUUCGCCUUUUCCAUUUACGAUGCUGACGGUUCCAACCAAAUCGACGCUGUCGACCUUGGAAAUGUUCUCCGGGCCCUUAACCUGAACCCCACGAACGCUACCAUCGAGAAGCUUGGAGGAACGAAAAAGAGGGGCGAGAAACUGAUGAAACUCGACGAAUUCUUACCGAUUUACAGCCAGUGCAAAAAGGACAAGGAACAGGGAUGCUACGAAGACUUCCUCGAGUGUCUGAAACUGUACGACAAACAAGAAAACGGAAUGAUGCUCGGGGCCGAACUUUCGCACACGCUGCUCUCGCUUGGUGAGAAACUGGCCGAUAACGAAGUGGACACCGUGUUGAAGGAAUGCAUGGACCCGGAAGACGACGACGGUUUCAUCCCCUAUGCUCCAUUCUUGAAGAAGAUGAUGGUGCUAUUGUAAGCAAACAAGAUGACAGUGUCACAAAAAUCGUGUUUCCGUUCCUCCGUAGACUGUGCGAGAGAGCAACGGCAGAAGAUUGAAGUGACAACGCGAUCGCCAUAAUGUCGGCGUUCAUCGGUCGACAAACUCCACGUCAAUGAGGGACACGUCUGUUCGUUAUAUUCAUCAUACCAUUCAUCUCCUAUUAAAAAUCAUUAAGCGCGCCCGAGCAUAUUACAUUUCACACUGACGCGCGAAGCAGUGAAAAACAUUCUGAAUCGACGUAUCGUCGUAUCGAGCCUCUCGGCAACCAAUGUAUAAUAAAAAAAAAAUUUUCAAAAACCUACCCAAAUUCACGCGAUCUUAAAAGCAAACGUACCAAUCGCUCGCAACACACGCGAGAAACUAUCACACUUCGAUUCGGUUUAUUUGCACCGUUGCAACACAAUAUAUUUUUAGCGAUAACGACACAUAAUAUCAUACGAAUAUCUUAAUAUAUACACUUAUGUAUUAACAUUGUACAGAACCGAAAGAAAAAGAUCAAUGUUAUUUUACUUCUUACGAUUAAUUUAAUAAAUACCCCUCGUCUAACGAGGACAGCCAAA